Molecule: messenger RNA, 2283 nt
Organism: Dromaius novaehollandiae (emu)
Lineage: Eukaryota; Metazoa; Chordata; Aves; Casuariiformes; Dromaiidae
Gene: PDE4A
Product: phosphodiesterase 4A
Exons: 15
Coding region: 47-2152 (701 amino acids)
Biological process (GO): signal transduction
Cellular component (GO): perinuclear region of cytoplasm; cytosol; nucleus
Molecular function (GO): 3',5'-cyclic-AMP phosphodiesterase activity
Source: RefSeq, a predicted model, not a curated record
CACCCCACCCCGCCUCCCGCCGCGGGCCCAGGCGUCCGGCGCUGCCAUGGCCCGGGAGCGCCGCGGGCUGAGCCUGCCCCGCAUCCCCGAGCUGCGCCUCGCCGCCGGCCCCGACGACGAGGCCUUUCUGCCCGGCGCCGCCGCCGCCGCCUCGGCGCGGGGUCCCGGCUCGCCCGGCUUCUCCCCCGGCGGCUCCCCGACCUUCCUGCAGCGCCUCCGCCUCAACCGCAGCAUCCAGGAGCGACGCCGCCGCCGCCGCGGCAGCUUCGAGGCGGAGAAUGGCCCCUCGCCGGGUCGGAGCCCGCUGGAGCCGCAGGGCAGCCCGGGGCUGGUGCUGCACCCCCCGGCCCCCCCCGGGCAGCGGCGCGAGUCCUUCCUCUACCGCUCCGACAGCGACUACGACGCCUCCCCCAAGAGCGUCUCCCGCAACUCCUCCGUCGCCAGCGAGGCCCACGCCGAAGACCUGAUAGUCACGCCGUUCGCCCAGGUGCUGGCGAGUCUCCGCAGCGUCCGCAGCAACUUCUCCAUCCUGGCGAACGUCCCGGCCCCCCCGGGCAGCAGGCGGUCGCCCCUGGGGUCGCAGCCCCCCGUCUGCAAGGCCACGCUCUCAGAGGAGACCUACCAGCAGCUGGCGCGGGAGACGCUGGAGGAGCUCGACUGGUGCCUGGAGCAGCUGGAGACCAUCCAGACCCACCGCUCCGUCAGCGAGAUGGCCUCCAACAAGUUCAAGAGGAUGCUGAACCGGGAGCUGACCCACCUCUCCGAGAUGAGCCGCUCCGGCAACCAGGUCUCCGAGUACAUCUCCAGCACCUUCCUCGACAAGCAGAACGAGGUGGAGAUCCCGCCGCCCGCCCAGAGGGACCGCGAGCCGCAGCCGCAGCCGCAGCCGCCCAUGUGCCAGAUCAGCGGGGUGAAGAAGCUCACGCGCAGCUCCAGCCUCGGCAGCGCCGGCGUCCCUCGCUUCGGCGUCAAAACCGACCAGGAGGAGCUGCUCGGCAAGGAGCUCGACAGCCUCAACAAGUGGGGCCUCAACAUCUUCCGCGUCUCCGAAUACUCCAACAACCGCUCGCUCAGCUGCAUCAUGUACACGAUAUUCCAGGAGCGGGAGCUGGUGAAAACCUUCAAGAUCCCGGUGGACACGCUGCUGACCUACACCCUCACGCUGGAGGACCACUACCACGCCGACGUGGCCUACCACAACAGCCUGCACGCCGCCGACGUCAUGCAGUCCACCCACGUCCUGCUGUCCACGCCGGCCCUCGACGCCGUCUUCACCGACCUGGAGAUCCUGGCGGCCCUCUUCGCGGCGGCCAUCCACGACGUGGACCACCCCGGCGUCUCCAACCAGUUCCUCAUCAACACCAACUCGGAGCUGGCGCUGAUGUACAACGACGAGUCGGUGCUGGAGAACCACCACCUGGCCGUGGGCUUCAAGCUGCUGCAGGAGGAGAACUGCGACAUCUUCCAGAACCUCAGCAAGCGCCAGCGCCAGACCCUCCGCAAGAUGGUCAUCGACAUGGUGCUGGCCACGGACAUGUCCAAGCACAUGAGCCUCCUGGCCGACCUCAAGACGAUGGUGGAGACCAAGAAGGUGACGAGCUCCGGGGUGCUGCUGCUGGACAACUACACGGACAGGAUACAGGUGCUGCGUAACAUGGUGCACUGCGCCGACCUGAGCAACCCCACGAAGCCGCUGGAGCUGUACCGGCAGUGGACGGAGCGCAUCAUGGAGGAGUUCUUCCGGCAGGGCGACCGGGAGCGGGAGCGCGGCAUGGAGAUCAGCCCCAUGUGCGACAAGCACACCGCCUCCGUGGAGAAGUCCCAGGUGGGCUUCAUCGACUACAUCGUGCACCCGCUGUGGGAGACCUGGGCCGACCUGGUGCACCCGGACGCCCAGGAGAUCCUGGACGCGCUGGAGGACAACCGGGACUGGUACCACAGCAUGGCCCCCCAGAGCCCCUCGCCCCCCCCCGGCGCCGGGCCGCCCCCCCGGCCCGGCCCCCACCGCUUCCGCUUCGAGCUGACGCUGGAGGAGGAGGCGGGCGGCGGCCCCCGGCCCCCCCCCGCCGGGGACCACCACCACCGCGAGGAGGACGAGGAGGAUGAAGGACACAACGGACUCGCGGGGGACCACGUGGCGGGGGGGUGGUGACCUCCCCCCGACGUGGUUUUGGGGCCGGGGGGGGGACACAGGACUGACCCCCCCCACUGCCACGUGCACCACCGACCCCCCCCCCCCGCAGCAGAACUCAGAGUUAUUUUAUUUUUAUUUUAUUUUAAUUA